This is a messenger RNA of Malus domestica (apple), 2396 nucleotides long. The record is from RefSeq and is a predicted model, not a curated record. Lineage: Eukaryota; Viridiplantae; Streptophyta; Magnoliopsida; Rosales; Rosaceae.
AGAAAAUUCCUAAAAAUAGGAUGUGCGUAUACACACGCGUCAGCGAUCUACACGAUGUGUGGCUUAAGGUCUCCUAGCACCGAUUGGUCCACGUGCCCAGAACAUGAAAACCACUAGUGGUUUUGUACGCUAAAAGAUAGUGGUUUCAUUGUCCUCAGGUACACUUUCCUUAUAUAGCUUUCUGCUGAGGUGAAUCAUCAGUCCAGCCAAAGCUAUUUUGGGCGAAACCUCGGUUUGUCUCCAUUCCUUAAAAGCUGUAGCUCCUUCUUUGAGAACCAGAUUUGGUAGGUCAUCGAUGGGGAGGGGUAAGAUUGUGAUAAGGAGGAUCGACAAUUCGACCAGCAGGCAAGUGACGUUUUCAAAGCGGAGGAGCGGGCUGUUGAAGAAGGCAAAGGAGCUGGCGAUCUUGUGCGAUGCUGAGGUUGGAGUCAUGAUCUUCUCCAGCACUGGCAAGCUCUACGAUUUUGCAAGCACCAGCAUAAAAUCAGUAAUCGAACGAUACAACAGAGCAAAAGAGGAGCACUACCAAUUUGGGAAUCCAGCUUCUGAGGUUAAGAUAUGGCAAAGGGAAGCAGCAACGUUGAGGCAACAACUUCAAAACUUGCAAGCAAGCCAUAGGCAAAUGAUGGGAGAAGAGCUUUCUGGUCUAAAUGUGAAAGACUUACAGAAUCUAGAGAACCAAUUGGAAAUGAGUCUUCGGAGUGUCCGAAUAAAAAAGGACCAACUUUUAAUGGAUGAAAUAGAAGAACUAAACCGAAAGGGGAACCUCAUUCACCAAGAAAAUAUAGAACUGUAUAAGAAGGUAAACCUAAUUCGUCAAGAAAACAUGGAGUUAUCUAAGAAGGUUUAUGGAACAAGGAAUGUAAACGAAGCAAAUCGAAACACUCUUCUGACAAAUGGUCAAGGUAUUGAAGAGGACUCAAAUGGACCUGUCCGUCUCCAGCUUAGCCAGCCACAGCAGCAAAGCUACGAGCCACCAGCAAGGGCAACAAAUCUGGGGUAUACCUUCUUCCUAAAACUACACUGUCCAUUAUGAUUACCACUUUCAAUUUUCCAUUUAUUGAUCAAACUGUUUUAUGAUGACUACAGCAGACUACAAUUACACUAGCAAAGAAGAUGCAUCAUAUUAGGAUAAUGUUAUUUUAUUUCUCAAGAACAAGGCUGAUGGAUUCAAAUUCAUGUUCUAUCACACUAGUGGUAAAAGAGCUGCAGAACAAUCCGCAAAAGGACCUUGAUUUGAAAACAAUGAUUUGAUGUGUGUGUGACAAUCAAUGAAACCAGCUACAUAUGUAAAGAUGAGAUCAAUAUAUAAUAAAGAAUAAUUGACUUGCACUUCCCGUGCAGCUCAACUUUUAGAAAUCUCUAAGUCUAUCAGCAUCUGUGAAACAAACUUUCUCUGAAAAAUAUUGCGAUGUUUAUAUGCAUGUCAUCAAUUUUUCUACACAAAACAUGUGAACACCAGCACUUGGUUUGAAAAAAGAUGAAAAUAUAAAGGGAAAGAAGCAAAACCAUUCGACUUACUGCAUUAAAGUUCAGUCCAUUUAAGUACUGAAUUUCAAAAAAUGGUGUAUGCGGUGUUUACCUUCUUGUCCACGCAGUCUGAUAUUACAUAGAAGGCAUCUACAAUGAUUUGCCGUCCUGACUGCAAUAUAAUGUUCAGCAAGGAAGUAAUAGGUAGUUAAGCACAGUAAGCAAAAUCAAGCCAUAUAUAAAUUCACUGAAACAAUCAUUAAAUGUACACAGAAUUCUCUGAUACAAUAAUAAAAAAAACCUCUAGGACAUCUAAUUAAAUAAAUUCAAACCAGUUGGAAAGAAAAUCAUGCAUAGUCAAAUCGAAGAAAAAAUUAUAAAAAUGCUGGUUAUGAUCACAUGUAGAUUCUGGACCAUUUCUGAUUGAAACAACAUAAAACAGGUGAGUACAAUGCAGUGCAAUCCACAAAUAUUAGGCCUCCGGGACUAUGAAAAAGUAUCUUAUAUCAAAUUAGGACUAGUAGACUAUACAUGCCCAGGUUCGAGACUUCGGAAUAUCCCAUGCCACUCUAUGGUAUUUGUUUUCAUAGACAUAGUUCUUAAUAACCAUAGCCAGAUCCAUGUUUCCAAGUUUACAGAUUCAUGCACCAAAUAAUAAACAACAGAAAUGGAUAAAGUUACAAGAGAUCUAUGGACUGCAAUGCAAAUCCCAUAGUGGAAUUCUAAAGUACUACCAAGACAUAUGAAAGACUUCCUAUUGGAUAGGGAAGACCGCAUAAUCAUGCCACAUUUGAGAUUCAACUUUUGGAAAGUAGGGAAAAAUAACAAUUCAUGAGAUUAGGUAUAUCAACAACUAAGGCCUGCCUAGCAUAGCUUGCAAGGAAAGGAUCAGAAACAUGUUAAAAUAAAAAUUCUUGGUCUUCAAA